This is a messenger RNA of Pseudovirgaria hyperparasitica, 1707 nucleotides long. Its product is annotated as MFS general substrate transporter. Gene Ontology annotation, biological process: transmembrane transport. Gene Ontology annotation, molecular function: transmembrane transporter activity. The record is from RefSeq and is a predicted model, not a curated record. Bases 1 to 1707 code for a protein of 568 amino acids. The transcript has 4 exons. Lineage: Eukaryota; Fungi; Ascomycota; Dothideomycetes; Acrospermales; Acrospermaceae.
AUGGUCCAUCACCCCGCAGAGUCCGCUGAGGCCCUGCCGUCGCUAGCAGCGUCUUCCGACGUCAGCAGCACUGCGCCGGUUGAGAAAGAGAAGGAUCACACUGCAGCGGAUGACACGCUUUCCCGAAGACCAACUGAGACGCUCUCGCAGCGCAACACAAGUUCAAACAACGAGCCCAGAGCCGCACCGCCAAUUUCCAACCCGAACCGAGACUUGGAGAAACAGAACACAGCAGCCUCAAGCAUUCGGCGGAAGAGGACAAGGGGUGAGCAGUUUCCUGAUCCAGAGGACGAGAGCAAGCCCAAGGACCCAAAUCUCGUCGACUGGGACGGCCCUGAUGACCCUGGCAAUCCGCAAAACUGGCCAGCCGCGAAGAGAUGGGCUAUAACGUGUAUGCUUGGCUUGACAACCUUUGUCAUCACCUUCGCGAGUAGCGUCUUUAGCAGUGCCACUGAAGCUACUGCAAUGCAAUUCGGGGUGUCCAUGGAGGUGAUGACAUUGGGCACCAGCUUGUUUGUAUUGGGCUUUGCGUUUGGACCUAUAAUAUGGGGGCCACUCUCAGAACUUUACGGACGGAAAUACCCUCUCUACUUCGGCAUCUUCGUAUUCGCAAUCUUUCAGAUUCCUGUCGCAGUGGCCCAGAAUCUGCAGACUAUCUUCAUCUGUAGAUUCUUCGGGGGCUUGUUUGGUUCCGCACCGCUCGCCAUCAUCGGUGGUACACUCGCAGACAUGUUUCCACCGGUAGAACGGGGCAUAGCAAUCUGUAUAUUCGCAGGUGCAACCUUUAUCGGACCAGUAGCGGGACCUAUCGUUGGCGGCUUUGUAACCAUGAGCCACCUUGGCUGGCGAUGGACAGAGUAUAUUACGGCAAUCAUGGGUUUCUUCUUCGGAGCCCUAGGCUUCGUUCUUGUGCCAGAAACAUAUGCUGCCGUGAUUCUGCAGCAGAGAGCAAAGAAGAGGCGAUUCGAGACGAGAAACUGGGCCUUGCAUGCGAAACUCGAUGAAUCGCCUGUCAAUCCCAAGGAAAUCGUUCAGAAAUACCUUCUCAGACCAUUCGCAAUGUUAAUCAUGGAGCCCAUCUUGUUCCUUGUGACACUUUACAUGGCCUUUGUGUACGGUAUCCUAUACCUGCUGUUCAGCGCCUAUCCGAUUGCAUUCCAGGAACAACGCGGCUGGAAUCUUGGCGUUGGCGCGCUACCGUUUCUCAGUAUUACCGUCGGGGUUAUCAUUGGUAGUCUUAUCAUCACGUACAUCACCAAGACUCGAUUUGCGCGUAAGCUCGAAGAGAACAACGGACAGGUUGUACCCGAGGAGCGUCUCAUCCCAAUGAUGAUUGGCGGAGCGUUCUUUCCAGCCGGCCUUUUCUGGUUCGCCUGGACAUCUAAUCCAAACAUUCUCUGGGUGCCUCAAGUCAUGUCGGGUGCAUUAAUAGGGGCUGGUAUAUUGAUGAUCUUCAUGCAAGGUUUGAACUACAUCAUCGAUUGCUACGUCGUAAACGCCAACUCAGCCAUCGCUGCAAACACCUUCCUGCGCUCGUUUUUCGGUGCCGGCUUUCCAUUGUUUGCAACGGCAAUGUACCAUACCCUCGGCGUAGACUGGGCUACCAGUCUUCUCGGCUUCUUGGCUGUUGCGCUAUUCCCGGUACCUAUCUUAUUCUACGUGUACGGAGCGAGGAUUCGACAAACGUCUUCGUACAGUCCAACGUAA